UAAAUAAAUAAAAAAAAAAAAAAAAAAUAAAUAAAAUAAUCGUAUAAACAAAAAAAGCAAAGUCAUGCUGUCCAUUUUACCAAUUUCAGUUCCACAAGCCCAAGGAGUGGAAGCAGAAAUUCCAAUAUGGGAAAAAAUUGAUUGGACACCUGAAAUUGAGCAGCAAAUUUAUAAGGAUUGGGGAAAAUAUUAUUCACGACGACGCAGAGAGAAUAUUGCUAUGCACUAUUAUGAUAAAGCUUUACAACUUUCUAAUGAUGAUUAUAUGACUCUUUACCAUCGAAGUCAGAGUAAAAGAAAAACAGCUAAAACUCUAGGUGCUCUUGAAGACAGCCUUGAAGCUAAACGAAUUUUAAGAUUGAAGUCUGUGGUGAAUGCUCCAAUUAAUUUGGAAGUUUGCGAUGCAUUAUAUGAGUUAAACCAGUUUGAAAAAGCUAAAGCUGAACUUCAUAAUAACAAACGUGUAUUCACUGGUAACAAGACCAAGGCUUUUGAAGACCGAUUGAUUGUGGUUGAUGAAAAUAUAAAAGAUGCCUGCGGGGAUGGCUUAAGCCCAUUUAUAUUGGAGAAUGAACGCAUGAUGUCCCACGUGAAAGACUUACUUAACGAAAAAUUUAAGGUUGACAAUCGCCCUUUGUGGAAAAUCCUAAAGGAACAAAAUAAAUGCGAUAUAUUAAGCAUUCCUGAAUGCAAAGAGGAACUACUGAGCCCACUAGAAAUAGCAAGACGAAAACGUGCUUUUGAUAUUUGCUACCAAGUAUAUAUUGACAAAUCAUGGAUAGACAUUCUUUUUUUGAAGAACUUAAAAAACAAUCCAAGUUUACUUCUGGACCAGUGCAAAAUGUCCAAAGAUUUUCUGGGUACGAUGGUGGCUAAACAAUACGAAGUCGUCAAGAAGUUUUUGAAAAUUAUACAAGCUCGAUCACCAAUGUAUUACGUGCGGUACAAAAAGUAUUCUAACAAAGAUCGGUUACUUAAGUUCAGAGAGGCUCUUCUCAAUCGAAUACAGUAUCAAACACGACGAAACAUGAUUUCUGUUUUACAAACUAUUACACGUCUUCGGUACCAAAAAAAUUUGACGAGGCUUUCAAAUUAUAUCGAGGAGGUAAUGGGAGAUUACACAGUACUGAAAACAAAUCGAAUUAUGCCAUGGAAGAUAGAGUUUAUUAAUGAUGUCUAUAAUACUUUGGGCUUAGCUUUAUCCGAACAGUAUGUUGUACCUAAAAACUUUCGAAUUGGUGAAAAAAACCCAGUUCUGCAAUUAUUACAUUAUAACCCGCAUAAAGUUAAAGAAAUAAACACAUUUGUUUUCGGAGAUCGAUCCACACAUCAAGAUCAGGAGUCAGUGGACCCCACAAUUAUAAAAUCCAAACGACUGAUAUCUCGCUUGGAGAAACGCAUAGUAUUUUCUAAAUAUUCGAUUGAAAAAGCGUAUUUACUUCAUCAAAUUGCAUGCAUUCAUCUUCAGUCCAAUCACUAUGACGAGUGUUGUUUUGUUGCUCGCAAGGCCUUGCAGGAAGCAGAGCUAUGCAACAGUAAUAUAUGGAGUUUCUUGAGCAUUAUUAUCACUGUGAAGUCCAAUGCAUCUUUAAAUAAAACGGAAGGUAUAAGUGACGCUUUGAAAAGAGCGCUUUUAGUUGCUGAGAAGCUUCAAUCACCACAAAUAAUCGAAUUUGUCGAAACGUGUAUUUCUGGAAAUGAUCGUUUUUCUUGCGUAAGAGGCAUCGAUAGCCGUCGAGAAAGCAAAGCACAUACUCGGAAGUCUCUCAACUGAUAGAAUCUUUUGUACUCCAUCAAAAUUCACAGUGUUUCAAAUUAUUCGUUAAAAUAAAAAAUCCUUGAUAUUCCAGA
This is a messenger RNA of Drosophila mojavensis, 1851 nucleotides long. RefSeq lists its product as uncharacterized. The transcript has 9 exons. Gene Ontology annotation, molecular function: protein binding. NCBI's taxonomy places the organism in Eukaryota, Metazoa, Arthropoda, Insecta, Diptera, Drosophilidae. Bases 65 to 1774 code for a protein of 569 amino acids. The record is from RefSeq and is a predicted model, not a curated record.